AUGUGCAUGGAGGAAUGUCCACUGUAUCUAAUGUGAGUUUCAUCGCUGACCGAUCGAUGGACAAGGCCGGCCUUGUGUGCGGGGGGGUCAAUGAAGCCUCGUUCUCCACCCUGACAGCCGAGGACACCAUCAUCGUUCAGUACCCACCAGAUAGGAUUUGGAUCCAAGGUCCAUUGAAGAGUCUCUCGUUCCCGGUCGAAGCCCUCAUCAUCCUGACCUGCUUCUGUAGCGGUGGGAGUCCGCUCGCCGAGCUACACUGGAGUAAGGACAAUGUCUCGCUGAGCCAGGGCGUGUACAAGACGCUGGGGAAGAUCGCGGUGUCGGAGCUGGCGGUCGUGACGGAUCCGAGCGACAACCAAGCCUCUUACGCCUGCCACGCAAGCCACCCCGCCAGUGUCGACACGCUCACUGCUCACACUCGCCUCACUAUACACUUCGCCCCGAUCGGGCUGGAAAUCGAGGCAUUGAACGGGUCGUUGCGGGCGGGAGAGACGGUCUCUCUCCUGUGUACGGCCAGCUCCAGUAAUCCUGCUUCCGACAUCUCUUGGAUCUGGAGAGGAACAGUGGUGCCUGCGUUCUCUGUCAGGGUGACGAGGGGAGAGCUUGGCGGCUGGUCUACCCAGGGUAGACUCUCCAUCGCCGUCUCCCCCAGCGACCACGGGGAGAGAAUCCGCUGUCGAUCUUCCACUCCGGGACUGAGGCAAAAAACCAACACAGCCAUGACCCUCCAUGGUGAAGGGCGGGAGGUGAACGAGGACAACCAGAUCUUCAAUGGGAACAGCACGAAGCUGGUCAUCGUGGGGGCGUCGAGGAGCGACGCGGGGAGAUACGAGUGUGCGGCGGAUAAUGGAAUCCCCCCGGCGCUUGCCACCAGCGCCCAACUUGUAGUGGAGUUUGAGCCACAGUUACAUCGUGGAGUGGACUUGACCAAAGUUGCUGUGAAAGGGGAUGGGACGAGUUCGGCCAUCUUGACGUGCAAGGCGGAGGGAAUACCCGACGUGGAGUUCAGUUGGGCCCGGAACGGAGUCACCCUCGACCCCGGCAACCCUCGAUUUGCCCAGAGUAUCGUGCAUGAAGGGGCGCUCCACACCUCCGCUCUGACGAUCGUUAACGCCAGCGCGCGCCUGGAUUUCACCACCUACACGUGUAGCGCUCGGAACCGACGGGGAGCGGACACGUUUGACGUUCGACUGGUCCGCAUCGGAAAACCUGAUCCUCCUUCCGACCUGUCGUUGGUCCGGAAAUCCCAAAAUUCAAUCACCUUGGCGUGGAAUGCUGGGUUCAAUGGCGGUUUGGAGCAAUCGUUCCGGAUCAGGUAAUG
Messenger RNA from Leucoraja erinaceus (little skate), 1321 nucleotides. It is a transcript of the gene nphs1, whose product is annotated as NPHS1 adhesion molecule, nephrin. The record is from RefSeq and is a predicted model, not a curated record. Gene Ontology annotation, molecular function: cell adhesion molecule binding. NCBI's taxonomy places the organism in Eukaryota, Metazoa, Chordata, Chondrichthyes, Rajiformes, Rajidae. Gene Ontology annotation, cellular component: cell-cell junction. The transcript is spliced from 9 exons. The coding region runs from base 15 to 1319 and encodes 434 amino acids. Gene Ontology annotation, biological process: cell-cell adhesion.